GUUGCUGUGUUUAAAGACUAAUCUGUCUUGGAUCGCCUCCUGGACAUCGCAAAGCAUUGUCAGUUGGAUAUCAUUUCAUAAGCGUGUCAGAGAUAGUUUGUCCAGCAAAAUGGCACAGAGGAAGAAAAAACUGACGAAGAAAAAGAGACACACGGCGACUAAUGUUAGAGAACCUGAUUUGGAUUCGGACGGUGGGGAAUUUGAACUGGCUGCCCAAAUGAAAGAUGACGCUCCUGGGAAAAAGUCGCUCCGCUUCCCGGCCGCGUCAGAGUGCCUCUCCGACGUGGAGCCCGACACCAGAGAGCUUGUCAGAGCGCAGAACAAGAAGAAGAAAAAGUCCGGUGGCUUCCAAUCUAUGGGGCUGAGCUAUCCUGUGUAUAAGGGGGUGAUGAAGAAGGGCUACAAAGUGCCUACUCCGAUUCAGAGAAAGACAAUCCCUGUGAUUCUGGAUGGCAAGGAUGUGGUUGCCAUGGCGAGGACCGGCAGCGGGAAGACAGCGGCAUUCUUGGUCCCCAUGUUCGAGCGUUUGAAGGCUCCCCAGGCGCAGACUGGCGCUCGGGCGCUGAUCCUGACGCCAACUCGCGAGCUGGCACUGCAGACCAUGAAGUUCACCAAGGAGCUUGGCAAGUUCACUGGCCUCAAGACAGCAUUGAUCCUUGGAGGAGACAGAAUGGAUGACCAGUUUGCCGCCUUGCAUGAAAAUCCAGAUAUCAUCAUUGGUACCCCUGGCCGUCUGAUGCACGUUGUCAUGGAGAUGAACCUGAAGCUGCAGAGCGUGGAGUACGUGGUGUUUGACGAGGCUGACAGGCUUUUCGAGAUGGGCUUCGCCGAGCAGCUGCAGGAGAUCAUCCGCCGCCUCCCGGACACGCGGCAGACCCUGCUGUUCUCCGCCACCCUGCCCAAGCUGCUGGUGGAGUUCGCCAGGGCCGGGUUAACAGAACCAGUGCUCAUUCGGCUGGAUGUGGACACCAAGCUGAGUGACCAGCUGAAGCUGGCCUUUUUCCACCUGCGCAUGGAUGACAAGUCGGCCUUGCUGCUGCACCUGCUGAGGAACGUGGUCAAACCGCAGGAGCAGACCGUGGUCUUCGCUGCCACCAAGCAUCAUGUGGAGUACCUGAAGGAGCUGCUGACCACCGAGGGCGUGGACUGCGCCUACAUCUACAGCGCCCUGGACCAGACGGCCCGCAAGAUCAACAUCGGCCGCUUCGUGCACCGCAAGGCCAUGGUGCUGCUGGUGACGGACGUGGCGGCCCGCGGUAUUGACAUCCCCCUGCUGGACAACGUCAUCAAUUACAACUUCCCCUCCAAGGCCAAGCUGUUCCUGCACAGAGUGGGGCGAGUGGCCCGCGCUGGCCGGAGCGGAACGGCCUACAGCUUGGUGUGCUCUGACGAGGUGCCUUACGUCUACGACCUUCACCUCUUCCUGGGGCGGCCCAUCCAGCUUGCCCUGCCAGACCAACCCCAAGAAGCCGACGGGGUGUUCGGCCGGGUUCCACAGAGCAUCCUGGACGAUGAGGACUCCCUGCUCAUCACAGCCCACCAGAACUCUCUGGAGCUGCAGAACCUUCAGCGGGUCGCGGAGAACGCCUACAAGCAGUACCUCAAGUCCCGGCCCGGCCCCUCCCCCGAGUCCAUCAAGAGGGUGAAGAACACGGAUCUGUCCGGCAUGGCCGUCCACCCACUGCUUGGGUCAGGUCUGGAGAAGAUGGAGCUGGACCGGCUGCAGAUGGUCGACAGCAUCAAGAGCUACAAGUCGAAAGCAACGAUAUUUGAGAUCAACUCCAACAGCAAGACGACGGCCAGCGAGGUGAUGCGAGCGAAGAGGAAUCGGGACACCCGAUUGGUGGACAGGUUCCAGCGGGCGCAAGAGGACCGGGUGGCUGAGGGUCAGCUCACUCAGCCUACCCCGCCCCGCUCUGCCCCCGCUGCCGACCUGGGCGAGAGCGAGGAGGAGGAGGACUUCCAGGGGGUGUUCUCUGAGGUGGUGGGGGGUAAGAGGAAGAAGCUGCUGGGGGAGGAGGAAGCAGCAGAGCCCAAGAGGAAGAAGAACAGAGGACCUACCCGUGAUGAGGAGUUCUACAUCCCUUACAGGCCCAAAGACUUCAAUUCGGAGAGAGGGCUGAGUCUCGGAGGAGAGGGCAGCACGUUCGAGCAGCAGGCCUCCUCCGCUGUCCUGGACCUGAUGGGGGACGAGGGCGACCGCCUCAACCAGCACAAGAGCAUGAUGAAGUGGGAUCGGAAGAGAAAGCGCUUUGUGAGGGAGACAGGAAAGGAGGACAAGAAGAAGAAGGUGCGGACAGAGAGCGGGCAGCUGGUCAGGAAUGCCGGAAAAAAGAACUUCUACGAGGAGUGGAAGAAGAAGUACAAAGUGGAGGAUGGAGGCUCCGACUCAGAGGGAGAGACCGGGGGAAGGGGAAGGACUCCAGGAGGGAGAGGAGGCCGCAGGGGCAGGCGGGGCCCCCCUCAGCAGCAGCAGCAGGGCGGCCCGCGGGCGCACUCGGAGCUGCGCAGCCGGGAGCAGAUCCUGAAGCAGAGGAAGAAGAAGCAGAAGCAGCAGUUCCUGCAGAGCGGCGGCCUGAAGAAGCUGCGGCACAAGGGCCGGCAGCGCCUCGGCGAGCUCAGGAAGUCCGGCUUCGGCCGCGGCGCCCUCAAGAAGGGCAAGCUGAAGAAGAGGCUGUGAGGGGCCGCCAGCUCCGCCCACGCCGUGACCUCACAGAGGGAGGGGGAGGGGCCUGGCUUACAGCGCUGCUGAUGCUGAAAACAGCGUGGGGCUAAGCUCGUCCGUCUCCAGAGCCCCCCCCCAGCAAACAAAA
Molecule: messenger RNA, 2813 nt
Organism: Megalops cyprinoides (Indo-Pacific tarpon)
Lineage: Eukaryota; Metazoa; Chordata; Actinopteri; Elopiformes; Megalopidae
Gene: ddx54
Product: DEAD (Asp-Glu-Ala-Asp) box polypeptide 54
Exons: 20
Coding region: 110-2680 (856 amino acids)
Cellular component (GO): nucleus
Molecular function (GO): RNA binding; ATP binding; RNA helicase activity
Source: RefSeq, a predicted model, not a curated record